Molecule: messenger RNA, 1266 nt
Organism: Mizuhopecten yessoensis (Yesso scallop)
Lineage: Eukaryota; Metazoa; Mollusca; Bivalvia; Pectinida; Pectinidae
Product: extensin-like
Exons: 2
Coding region: 1-1266 (421 amino acids)
Source: RefSeq, a predicted model, not a curated record
AUGGGUCGCGGGUUUGAGCCCCAGCGACGGCGCUAUCUUCAUCACUAUUCCUCGUCCUACUACAAACUAAGAGCACAGCUUAAUAGCUACUUCUAUACUAUCAGUAUCGUAACAUGUGCAUGUGGGAUCACAAUCAAGAGAUUUAAGAGAAGCAUAUUGUUUUCUUUUUUAUCUCACCAUAACAUCCCACUCCCCACCCACCAACACACUCCAUACCCAACUCCUCCCAUCACCCCACUUCCCACCCAUCACCUCACUCCACACCCUCACUCCACACCCACAUCCUCAUCCCACCUAUCACCCCACUCCCCACCCAUCACCUCACUCCACACCCACAUCCUCACUCACACCCCAUUUCCCAUCCACCAUCACACUCCCCACCCACCAUCAAACUCCAAACCUCAUCCUACCCAACCCACCACCACAUUCCACACCCCACACCCCACCUACCACCACACUCCACACCCAACCCCACCAACCAUCGUACUCCACACCCCACCCCACCCCACCCCACCACAUCCCACUACCACACUCUCCAUUCCCCACCCACCUAUACCCCCCACAUCCCACCCCACCAACCACCACACUCCACACUCCACACCCCACACCCCACCAACCAUCACACUCCACAACCAACCCCACCAACCAGCACACUCCACACCCCACACCCCAUCCCAACCACCAUCACACUUCACACCCCAUCCCACCUACCACCACACUCCAUACCACAUCCCACCCACCACCACACUCCACACCCCAUCCCACCCACCACCACACUCCACACCCAACCCCACCUACCACCACACUCAACACCCCACACCCCAUCCCAACCACCAUCACACUUCACACCCCAUCCCACCUACCACCACACUCCAUACCCCAUCCCACCCACCACCACACUCCACACCCCAUCCCACCAACCACCACACUCCACACCCCACACCCCACCCCACCUACCACCAUCAUACUUCACACCCCAUCCCACCCACCACCACAAUCCACACCCCAUCCCACCAACCACCACACUCCACACCCCAACCCUCCACCAUACUCCAUACCCCAUACACCAUCACACUCCACACGCUAUCCCACCCCAUCCACCACCACACUCCACACCUCAUACCCCACACCUAUAACCACUACACUCCACACCUCACCCCACGCCACCCACCACCACACUCCACGCCCCACUCCACCCACCACCAAACUACACACCCCACCCCACCCACCACCACACUACACCCCCCACCCACCAUCACAGGAUAA